Melampsora larici-populina 98AG31 is the source of this 1515-nucleotide messenger RNA. RefSeq lists its product as uncharacterized. The transcript is spliced from 2 exons. NCBI's taxonomy places the organism in Eukaryota, Fungi, Basidiomycota, Pucciniomycetes, Pucciniales, Melampsoraceae. The coding region runs from base 1 to 1515 and encodes 504 amino acids. The record is from RefSeq and is a predicted model, not a curated record.
AUGGCUCCUCUUACUCCUUCUUCAACGAAAGGCUCGAACAAAAAGACUAAGUCUAGCGCUAGCAAGAAGCUCAUCGAACAGGCAACUCCGCUCCUCGAACGUCGCCUAUCUAAAGGAAGCAAACCCCGUACAUCUCUUCUGUCUAAUGAAAUCAACCCUCAGGAUCAGAUAUCACAUCAAUCUUCAUUUAAUAACUUAGAAGAUGAAGAAAUGGACUUAACUUCAACUGAACCCAUCAAUUUAAAUCAGAGUACCAUUAUUAAUCCUUCUACUAGUUCGAACGAAACACAAACCACUCUUACAACUGAAAAUCACUCUGAAACUGAAGAAGCCCCUGAUCCUAACGAAUCGAAUCAAUCUAAGGCAGCUCUUGCCAAUCCUGAUCUUGAAAAAGAAGACGAGGAAGACUCAUCAGAUGAAGAUGAACGAAAUGAAGAAACUUUGAAGAAGGUAACGAUUCAGCCUAGUAUUGUAGAUCAUGCUUCAGGUACUGAGAUCAUAGGAGGUCACAUCAUGACUCCUGCUACCUCUGAGAUGCACAUAUCAGCUUAUCCACGGCCAGGUGAACUUGAACUGUUCACCAUCAACCCUCUCCUACAACCUCGUCGACCUGGCUUUGCUCCCACUGCCAACUUACCUUUCGAACUCCAACUUUGGUGGAACUUGUACUCCGAAACGCACGUCUCCGAGGCUGACAUCUCUCUCUGGGCUAUGGUCAAAUUAAUGAAUGAAGGAAAAGGUGCUAACAGUUAUGAAGCUGUCAAAUCAAGUCUAUCAAGUUCAGCUAGUUACCUCUCAACCAUUGUAGGUCCUGGUCAAUCAACCUUUGUUUUAAUUCGAUUCAAGAAUGCUGGAGUCAAAGACACCUUUCGAAAGAACAACCGCCUCGAUCGAGGAGUCUAUGUAACCUUCAAUGGACCAACUCGAGCUAGCUUUCUCAUCUUUAACUUAGAACCUGUUUCGAAAUUAACUCCGGUCAUGAGCAGCUUGUUUGUAGCGAUCACAGGACUUCCCUUUCAUCUUCGUCAUAAAAGUAUUACUGAAGAGUUGUAUAACGGUGUAGGAGCUCAUCAAUCAAACGACAAUCUAAAGCUCACCUUCAUUCGAGAACCCAACUCAUCUCCAACUUAUACCCUCAAUGGGGGUAGGAUCUUCGAGGUACACUUCGAUCGAAGCGCUACAGCUCAUUGGUUCAAUAUCUUAUCUAAAGAUAAAGGUUUUGUUAUGAUAACUCCCUGGAAUCGAAAAGGAGACGAAUACAAGCAUCGUACAGCUAUCACUCACUGGAAGUUCUUACCUACCUGUGCGACGUGUGGAACCUCAUCUCAUGAUGGAUCUCAUAAAGUCAAAUGUCCUUACGGUACCAUUCGAGACGAUCUCUUCCGCUCUGUUGAAGCCUCUUACGGGAAUCGAUCAAGCACUGCUAUAGGGAUUGAACAAAGCUCCCUUGGACCUGGAUCCUCAACUUUCCAACCAAAAAUGGCCAAGGCUAGUAAGUUUACUCGUCAUGAAUGA